This is a messenger RNA of Exophiala spinifera, 813 nucleotides long. RefSeq lists its product as uncharacterized. NCBI's taxonomy places the organism in Eukaryota, Fungi, Ascomycota, Eurotiomycetes, Chaetothyriales, Herpotrichiellaceae. The transcript has a single exon. Bases 1 to 813 code for a protein of 270 amino acids. The record is from RefSeq and is a predicted model, not a curated record.
AUGUACUUCUACUCGUCCCCACGACGUCCUCAAUGGACAAUGCUCACAUUCACCCUCGCCGUCGGAACACUGCUCGGCGCAGCGGCAGGGGCGGCAGUGUCAGUUCCACCGGACGCGCAAUCCGUGAGACAUUGCUCUAGACUCUGCUUGAACCAGGAGAGGUGCGAGUUCAUAUUCCGUGGACGUGGCCGCAGCGCAGCCUCGGCCCUGUGUGGUGCCAUACCCGAACGGUGCGCCGACGUUCCCGGAUGUGAGCAGUUUCUCGUCCAGGGUGUAUCACCACAGCGAGAAGAACAAGAUCAACAAGAUCAACGGCGUCAGCACUAUCCGUCAAAGAUCGUCAAGGACGCCAAAUCCGUUCGGGUUCCUUCGCACCAAGAAGCUGACGAUGACGCUCGAGAAGAAGAAGACGAAGAAGAAGAAGCCUCAAAAGAAACUACUAGAGACUGGUCUCAAACUCAGCCAGGCCAGUCGUGCGCCAGCAUCUGUGACGCUUAUUGGUUCUGUGUGCGUCGUGAUCCGUGGGCGGAGGAGAUCUGCGGAUCGAUCCCGCGGCAGUGCAAGCAUGAACCAGAGUGUAGAGGCAUGCAGGUCAAUGAUUCCCGUGGCGGCGAUUCCAAGUCUACUGCCAAAGACUACUACACGUCCCGCGAAGAAAUGGAGGACAACGUCAGGAACAGCCAUGGUCAUGAAACGCCGGACAGGAAGAACAUGAGGAGGCCAGGAUGGAUAACGGCCCAGCUCGGAAACAAAUAUGGCGGCCAGGAAGACGAAGAAGAGGGGAUACAUGAUCUGGAAGUUUCAGAUCUCUAA